This is a messenger RNA of Struthio camelus australis, 1920 nucleotides long. NCBI's taxonomy places the organism in Eukaryota, Metazoa, Chordata, Aves, Struthioniformes, Struthionidae. The record is from RefSeq and is a predicted model, not a curated record.
AUGAGUCUUAACCAGAGCUGUCGUGGCAAUGCCCCAAAGGCCAGAGCUGGCACCUGUUGGCCAGAAACAGCAGCAGCUCAGGAGCCUUCCUGGGACUAUGAGGCAGCAAGGGGUCGCUCGCCGGUGGCCGCUUCUGUCAGCCAAAAAUUUGUGUUCAUUAAAAAAAGUUCAGAAAAUGAAAUGCUAGAACCUUCUGAGCAUAUACGAACAGCUAAUUACUUCGCAAGAUUUGUGCAAGCUGUAAUGGGUAAAGCAAAAAGUGAUAAAGUCAUACGGAUUAUUCCUGAGAGUGAGAGGGAAACGCAGAUCCUGAAGGCUGUAUUUAACAGACUUAAGGUGGACCUGUGGCAGCCCAGCAGCACCUCGUACAUCGCCGAAGGUACCAUCACCGACCUGCGAGUACCGCACAACGCGUCCCAAAUUCUGCUGCCCGCCCUCCAGCAGGCCAACAUCCAGUACACGAUUCUCAUAUCAGAUCUACAGAAGGCAGUAGAAAAACAAACCGGACGGACGUCACAAAGAAAUCGAAGGUCCCUCCCUGCCUACAACUAUGAAGUAUAUCACUCGCUGGAUGAAAUCCAGGGUUGGAUGCAUCAUCUGAAUAAAACUCAUUCAGAUCUUAUUCAUAUGUUCUCUGUUGGAAAAUCCUAUGAAGGCAGACCACUAUUUGUACUCAAGUUAGGUAAAAGAUCACAGCCUUACAAGAAAGCUGUCUGGAUAGACUGUGGGAUUCAUGCAAGAGAGUGGAUUGGACCUGCCUUUUGCCAGUGGUUCGUGAAAGAAGCUCUUCAGACAUACCAGACUGAUCCUGCCAUGAGCAAGAUGCUAACUCAGCUGUAUUUCUAUAUCAUGCCUGUACUGAAUGUGGAUGGAUAUCAAUUUAGCUGGACAAAUGAUCGAUUUUGGAGAAAAACAAGAUCAAAGAACUCAAGGUUUCGGUGUCAUGGUGUUGACGCUAAUCGCAACUGGAAAGUGAAGUGGUGCGAUGAAGGUGCUUCAAUUCACCCAUGCGAUGACACCUACUGUGGUCCCUUUCCUGAGUCUGAACCUGAAGUAAAGGCCGUUGCUCAUUUUCUUCGCAAACAUCGCAAACAAAUAAAAGCCUAUUUGUCCUUCCAUGCCUAUGCACAGAUGCUGCUGUACCCCUACUCUUACAAGUAUGCAACUAUUCCAAACUUCAGCUGUGUGGAGUCUGCAGCCUAUAAUGCUGUUAACGCUCUUCAGUCAGCUUAUGGGAUAAGAUACAGAUACGGUCCUGCAUCUAGCACUUUGUAUGUGAGUUCUGGCAGCUCUAUGGACUGGGCCUACAAAAAUGGCAUUCCCUAUGCAUUUGCCUUUGAGCUGCGCGAUACUGGCCACUUUGGAUUUUUACUUCCCGAGACGCUGAUCAAACCAACAUGCACAGAAACCAUGCUCGCAGUUAAAAAUAUAACUCUACAUCUGCUGAAGAAAUGCCAUUGAAGCUGCGUCCGGGAUCUGGAAUUCAAUGUUUUACGUCCAGUGUUAAUGCCGUACAGCAUGUUUAAUUGUCAUUCUAAGUCAAAACUAUAGAGCAUAAUUGGAAAUAAGGUGUUGAUCCUACCUGAUUUAUCUGGUGGAAAAAGGAAAAUCCUUCAAUUUUUGCUCUACAAAAGUUCAUGAAGUUGACAUACCAACUUAGUUUUCAGUUCAGUAAAAUACUCUGUUAAGCUUUGAGUUUGUGCCAGUGACUUCAGUGGGGUAGAUCCAUGUCUACAUACAGAUGCCUGAAAGAAAACCCAGGUUCCAGAUUGUGCCUGUUCCUACUCCUUUGCCAAGUAGGAAGACUUCCCAUCGCAGAGCCUGUGGAAUAUAGUUUACAUUCCUGUAUGUAUACCCUGCGAGCCAACACAGAGCUAUGUCUAUAGCAAUAAAUGGCAGCGUGGCAUAUAGCUGCGGCUA